AUGGAUCCACGAGAUAUACCGAUAUCAGAAGAGGCUGGUCCGAAUAGUAUAAACACUUUUGGCGAAAACGAGACCCCCGGGAAAUCCGGGGAGAAAGCCGGCGAUAAUGAUUUACCCCCCACCGAGCCAUUGACGAAGCCCAAUGCUUGGAAAUACAUCAUUGAUGCUCUACUAUGGACACCGUCUUGGUGUAGAUGGCAUCCAGACAAUCCGCCCAAAUUUGGGUUACCACUCAAUUUCCUUUUUGCCUUUGCUGGAACAUUUACGGUUGCCAAUCUUUACUAUGCACAGCCUCUUUUGGAUACCCUUGCUACCUAUUUUGAUGUAUCCCAUGAACGAGCAUCUCUGGUUCCUACCUGCAGCCAGGCUGGGUAUGCAACAGGGUUGAUUCUUCUCUGUCCCUUGGGAGAUUUGGUCCGGAGAAGACCAUUUGUUCUUCUCCUAACAUUUAUAACAGCUACUCUAUGGAUCGGUUUAUGCAUCACAAAGUCUUUCAAUGUGUUUCUUGCCAUUAACUACCUUUCUUCGGUUGCCACCGUGACACCGCAAAUCAUGCUUCCCCUGGUAGGAGACCUUGCGCCACCCGCCCGACGCGCCACGGCACUAUCAAUCGUGUCCUCGGGACUCGUAUUAGGCCUACUAUUCGCCCGGCUUCUCGCCGGCAUAAUCGCCGCAUACUCAUCGUGGCGAAACAUCUACUGGCUAUCCCUCGCACUCCAAUACGCAAUCUUCAUCCUCCUUUGGGCCUUCAUGCCCGACUACCCCCGAACCAACACCGACAUCUCGUACUUCAAAGUCCUAACCUCCAUCGUGCAACUAUUCAUCACUUCCCCCGUCCUCGUAUACGCCACAUUCAUGGGCUUCUUCCUAUCAGCAACCUUCACUAGCUUCUGGACAACGCUCACCUUCCUCUUAUCCGGCGCACCGUACCACUACAACACAGUCACGAUCGGACUUUUCUCGCUAGCGGGCCUAACACCAUUUUUCCUGGGUCCCUUCUACUCUCGAUACGUCAUCGAUAAAUUCGUCACUCAUGUCUCCAUUCUUUUGAGCUUGACCAUCCUGCUGAUUGGAAUAUGCAUCGGCACGUAUACUGGCACUUUCACGGUCGCGGGCCCUAUCAUUCAACCGGCUCUCCAGGAUUUCGGGCUGCAAAUGACCCAGAUUUCAAACCGGGUGGCCAUAUAUAGCAUUGCGCCGAAGGCGCGCAGUCGGGUUAAUACGGCUUAUAUGAUUGGGGUUUUCUGUGGUCAGCUUAUGGGGACUGCGGUUGGAAAUAGAGUGUAUGAGCAAAGUGGGUGGAUUAUAAGUGGGUCUGUCAGUGUGAUCUUCGUUGCGGUAUCGUAUGCAAUUUUGAUGCUACGGGGGCCGGCUGAGACGGGCUGGGUGGGAUGGAGUGGUGGGAUGCGGAUCCGGAGGGUUGAAGUGCAAUAA
Molecule: messenger RNA, 1434 nt
Organism: Penicillium verhagenii
Lineage: Eukaryota; Fungi; Ascomycota; Eurotiomycetes; Eurotiales; Aspergillaceae
Product: MFS transporter
Exons: 3
Coding region: 1-1434 (477 amino acids)
Biological process (GO): transmembrane transport
Molecular function (GO): transmembrane transporter activity
Source: RefSeq, a predicted model, not a curated record